AUGAUUCUCAGUGCAGUUCUUACGAGCGCAUUCGCGCUUCUGGCAUCCGCUCGUUACGCUCCCGACGGUUGCCCGCGGAAGAUUGGCCCAGAGGGUGUACACGCCCGCAUCCCGCCAUUUUUUAAUACCACUGGCCAACAUCAUCAUAGCAAACCAUGGUGCCCACCGCCUGUGGGCUUCUACUUCAAGCCAUGGUGGAUGAUCCUCGCCACGAAUCCCCAGUAUGUCGCAAUGCGUAAUAUACAAUACGACCCAACUCCAGUCGACCCCUCGAACCCGACGGGUUUGGUAAACGACCUCUUUUCGUUUCAGCGUCUAGGCAAUAGCACCAUAUUCACUACAUACGGCGUUGAUACCCCGGACCCACAUCAACCGGCUGUGCUAGACUUUGCAGCAACUGGGAUUCUGAAGGGUGCUACCAGUCGAUUCGCAAUCUUGGUAUGGGGAUGCGAUGCCAACAGAGUGCCUUACUAUGCGAGCUACUCGACAGAGACCAACCUCACAAAGACACUACCAGGUAUCGAUUUGUUGAGCACGAGUAACGAAGGACCGGAUCAGGCAACCGUCGAUGCGAUUCUGAAGGCGCUCAAAGAUCUGGAAAGUCCAGAGAUUACGGAAUGGGUAGUCAAGUUGAACCGAACGGCGCAAGAUGGCGCACGGAAGAACUUGCCUAGGGUUACCUGUGAUGAUUACUGCAAGUCGAACCAAGGCCUGAUUGGAUCGAUAGGUUGAGCACGUGACUAGUCGGGUUCAAUGAGCCACCAGCUGGGCAAAUCAUUUUCUGGUGGGGAUGUAACGAUACUUGUUGUUUUUGUGAUCUAACAUGGAUUUUGCAAUGGAAUGAACCUAUGUGUCUAGAAUGACAAGUAAUGUUU
Molecule: messenger RNA, 875 nt
Organism: Bipolaris maydis ATCC 48331
Lineage: Eukaryota; Fungi; Ascomycota; Dothideomycetes; Pleosporales; Pleosporaceae
Source: RefSeq, a predicted model, not a curated record